Lates calcarifer (barramundi perch) is the source of this 8429-nucleotide messenger RNA. RefSeq names its product probable cationic amino acid transporter. The record is from RefSeq and is a predicted model, not a curated record. Gene Ontology annotation, cellular component: plasma membrane. Gene Ontology annotation, molecular function: amino acid transmembrane transporter activity. NCBI's taxonomy places the organism in Eukaryota, Metazoa, Chordata, Actinopteri, Centropomidae. Gene Ontology annotation, biological process: amino acid transport; transmembrane transport.
CCCCAACACACACACACACACACACACACACACUCCUCUUCCUCCUCCUCCCUCUCCUCCUCCCUUUUUUUUUUGUUGUCUUCCUUUGUGCAGUUUCUUUUUUUUCAUGAGCGCUGGCGCAUAACGCGGCGGAAAUCGUGCGUCCUCGCAGAGGUGAUGUCUGGCGAUUCCGCGGAGUGGAUCGUAACGUCGGGAACGGUCCCUUCCUGUAUGUGCACCUGCGUCUUUGCGUGAGAAAGAGAAAGAGAAGGGACGCGAGAGUUUAGGGCGGGUGUCGCUUCUCCCACCGGACUAGAGCUGCAGGAAGGCUACGUUUUGAGGGUCGAGAAGAGUACAGGAAGAAACAGAGAGGGGCGGCUGGGACCCGACAGAAAGAGGGUGGGACGUUUAAUGAAGUGUUUUUAUUUUGCAGAUAACUCUUUCUCUCACCAUGUGGGGAAAAAAUGAGAUGGCAUUCCACUAAACCAGGACAAGAGAGAGAGAGGUUUCAGAAAACUGAGGCAUAAGCGACAAAAUCUUCUUCCAUCAUUUGGAUUAAGAGUAAUCUGAUCUGUGUACUACACAACUGUUUGCUCAAGAAAACUGGGAAAGAACAAAAAGAAAAGGAUCAGAGAAUCAGUAUCCUCCCGCUCUUCCUUUUGAAAUUCUUUCCGCUGACUCUGUCCCUUGACCUUCAGCCCUCAGUAUGAGCGGUCUAGUGGGGAAGCUGGACCCUCGCAGGAUACAGUGGGGCUCGACAUGGAACACCUUUGCGUCCCGCGUCCUGAGGACCAAACCCGUGGAGUCCAUGCUGGAUUCAGCCAUGUCAGGCACCAGCUCCCAUGGGACCAGGCUGGCCCGGGUGUUAUCUACGGUGGACCUAGUGUCACUGGGUGUGGGCAGCUGUGUUGGGACGGGGAUGUACGUGGUCUCGGGGCUGGUCGCCAAGGAGAUGGCUGGUCCAGGGGUCAUUGUGUCCUUCAUUAUCGCCGCUGUGGCCUCCAUACUGUCAGGAGUGUGUUACGCAGAGUUUGGCGUACGCGUGCCUAAGACCACAGGUUCGGCCUACACAUACAGCUAUGUGACGGUGGGCGAGUGUGUGGCGUUUUUCAUCGGCUGGAACUUGAUUCUGGAGUAUCUGAUCGGCACGGCGGCGGGGGCGUCGGCUCUCAGUAGCAUGGCGGACUCGUUAGCCAAUCACAGCAUCAGCAACUUUAUGAUUACGCACAUCGGGACGCUCAAUGGCUUGGGUAAAGGGGAGCAGUCGUACCCAGACCUGCUGGCACUGCUGAUAGCGCUGCUGGUGACUGUGAUCGUGGCUUUGGGAGUAAAGAACUCUGUGGGCUUCAACAACGUGCUGAACGUCAUCAACCUCAUAGUGUGGGUGUUCAUGAUGAUCGCCGGGCUGUUCUUUGUUAACGGAGAGAACUGGGACGAGGGGAGAUUCCUGCCCUUUGGCUGGUCUGGGGUGAUGCAGGGAGCAGCCACCUGUUUCUAUGCCUUCAUCGGAUUUGACAUCAUCGCUACAACAGGAGAGGAGGCCAAGAGUCCCAACACCUCCAUUCCCUAUGCCAUCACUGCCUCACUCAUCACCUGCCUCACUGCCUACGUCUCUGUUUCUGUGAUCCUGACUCUGAUGGUACCGUACAAUGAGAUUGACGCAGACGCCCCGCUCAUGGAGAUGUUUGCCAUGCACGGCUGUAUGUUCGCCAAAUAUAUCGUCGCAGUUGGCUCCAUAGCCGGACUCACUGUCUCCUUGCUGGGGUCCCUGUUCCCCAUGCCCAGGGUCAUCUACGCCAUGGCAGGGGAUGGCCUGCUGUUCAAGUUCCUGGCACAUGUGUCUUCCUACACAGAGACCCCUGCUGUUGCCUGUGUAGUGUCCGGCUUUCUGGCUGCCCUGCUUUCCCUCCUGGUCAGCCUCAGAGACCUCAUAGAGAUGAUGUCCAUAGGAACCCUGCUGGCCUACACCCUGGUGAGUCUCUGUGUACUCCUGUUACGCUACCAACCAGAGGGCGACAUUCAUGGCUUUGUGAACUUCCUCUCCGAGGAGCAGAACAACAAGAGGAAGGAAGGUGUCCUGGCUGAGUGCGAGAAAGACGCCUGCUCGCCCACCAGCGAGGCUGACGAGUACGGAGGCCCGCCCACUAACACCUGCGGAGCAAAAAACCUGCCAUCGCUGGGUGACAACGAGAUGUUGAUAGGCAAACCAGACAAAAACGCCUACACAGCCAGCCACCCGAACUAUGGCACGGUGGAUAUGACCACUGGCAUCGAGGCAGAGGAGUCAGAGGGCGGGAUGUCCCGGCGGUUGAAGAAGCUGAUUGGACCACGCUAUUACACCUUGAGGAUCCGAUUGGGUCUCCCAGGAAAGAUGGACAGGCCAACUCCUGCCACGGGGAAAACUGUCACUGUGUGUGUGCUGCUGCUCUUCAUCUUCAUCUUCGCUUUUUGCUCCUUCAUCAUUUUUGGAGCAAGCAGUAUUGGGGAGGGUCGCUGGUGGGCUUUGCUGCUAUUAAUCUUCCUCAUCAUUGUCAUCGCCCUGCUUGUCGUCAUCAUCCUCCAGCAACCUGAGAACCCCAAGCGGCUGCCCUACAUGGCACCCUGUGUGCCCUUUGUACCUGCUUCGGCCAUGCUGGUCAACAUUUACCUCAUGCUUAAACUAUCUGCCAUCACCUGGAUACGAUUUUCAAUCUGGUGCCUCGUGGGUGUGCUCAUCUACUUCGGCUACGGCAUGUGGAACAGUACGCUGGAGAUCACGGCCAGAGAGAAUGAGGUGCACGCCUCCACCUACCAGCGCUACGAUCAAGGCGUGGACGAAGGCUUCUGCGGCUUCGAUGAUGAUUUCUACCCACCCACCACCGACUCCUGGGGCGCGCCAGAGGCGGGGUCGGGGCUCACUCCGCCCCCUCAGGCAAAACCUGAAAGCGAAGGGAUCUCAUCAAAAGGUGGUGGCAGGACCGUUGCCAAUCACGGCCUCGCUGAGGAGGAUCCCAUGGAUUUCUGAAGGGACUGACUCUGUGUUACCCUGAAUGUACUGCCUUGUCUGCUGCCUGGGGGAAGGGAGGGGAACAGUAGUGUGAGUGCAUGAAUGAUUGUUUGUGUAAGUGCGUGUAUGUGUGUGUGUGUGUGUGUGUGUGUGUAUGUGCGUGUGUGCGCAUGCCUGCAUGUGUGUGUAUUUGUUUGUGUCUAACCCUUGGGCUAGAUUGUUUCUUGGCAGUGGAAUGGCUUUUCUUUCACUGUACUCUACCACGCUUGACUCCCCCCUUGCUCACACAGCAAAUGUGGACGUCAAGGUCAUGGGUGUCUUAUCACAGUCACUUGUUAUUUCGGAGUCUACAUCCCACACGAACAAAAGUCAGACAGAAAAGUGCAGACCUAGCAAGAGAUAAAAUAUAAUUUGGUUUACUGCACUGUGAACCAUGCAACACUGUGUAGUGAGCAAUCAGUCUUAACUGCUAAUGUCAAAGAAUUCACGGAAUACAGGAGAGAAGAAGGUGAUGAGCGAGGGACAGAUGAAUCAGCACCUCUCUUCCUGUGUCAACACAGACAGGCAGGAAAGUUAGAUGACAGCAUGCUAAGCCCAAACUAUUUCCUGUGUCCAGGUCGAACUUUCUCUGCUAGUUUUAUUUCCAACAGACAGGAAAAUGGCCACACAUGCUCUCAAACACACCAAAAAAAACAUUCCUAAAACUCAAAAACCACUUUCUGGGUAUCUUUAAAUAUUUCCCCUGACCCCUAACAUCUAGCCCAAGGGAUUCAGGAGUGGAUUUGGAAAAAGGGUGUUGAUGUUUUCUGUCACAAAUAGUACUUGGACUUUGCUUGCAAUAGUGCCUUCAUCUACUGUAGGUGUACGUGAGUUUCUGAUUAUGUCUGUUUUCUACUUUAAUUUUUGCCUGUGUAAGCGUGAGGGUGUAUGUGCAAUCAAACUCCACCUUUUACAUUGAUUCUCAUGUCUGUGUGUGUCAAUAUAAAGUGUGUCCCUCGGAUUGUUUUACUGUGUAUGUGUAGGUAUUUGUUUUCGUUUUGUUCUUCCCACUCUCAGCCCCAGCAUGAAGCUCAAAAUCAAUCCACCCGCAACAAAGCAACUCACGAUGCAAUAUAAUACACGCUUGGCAGCUCAUCGGUAUAAGAGAGAGUGGAGGCUGUAAGCAGAGCGAGAACAGGUUGAACCCCUAAUUGACAACCUGCCUGGUUUGUUGUGAUGGAUGUCAUAUUUUCUGUUCCGUCUCCUCCGUGUGCUUGUCUCUCGUUUGAUGCAGUUCUCCUGUUUACUGGAGCUGGGAAGGAAUUAAUUUUCAGUUCAUUCGGUUCAGAAAAUGAUCAUAGCUUGUGUUUUUUUUCCCACAGAAGAGAACUAAAUUAGGAACUGUAUACAAAUUAUUAGAGAGGGAUGGGGUCAGGGAAGGGAGAGGAUUUUUUUUUCCUUCUUUUUGCUGAAGGGAGGGUAAUCUGACUUUUAGGGGUAAACAAUUGAGGAUCUUUUCAUUUUAACUCACCUGAGAUAUAUAUUUUAUUUAGGAGAAAAAAAAGUAGAAAAAAAAUAUCAUAUCAUUUUGACAUAAGAGAUGGGAGUAUUUCAGUUCUUUACAAAAUCAAGAGGAAGGUACAAAGGAAAUGUUCCUCAUGGUGGUGGAGGGUUUUGCUUUUAUUUUUUAAAAGCAAAAUAUAUUUUUUAACCACCAUCCUCAUACCAAUUACCAAUAAUUUUCAUAUAGUCCCUUACUAAAUAGGACUGCAUUAUAAAUAAGCUGGAAUUUUACUUUCAUAUUUAGUGAACUGAAAUCUAAUUCCUCCUCUCCUCCAUCUCUCUUCUUUUCUCCUCCCCUCCUGCUUUUUGCUCCUUUCCCACUUUCUUGUCUGCAUAUUUGUUAUCCUCUACUUCCACCACUCCUCUGCUCUUCCGGCCCAACUCUUCCUUCAUCUAUUUGCCACCUCACCUUCCUCUUGAUAUCUGUCGGGCCAUGUCAGCAGGGAGUUACCACUGAGUCACAAGUGAUACAGCCAAGAUUGGUUUUCAGCAAUCUGUUCGUGGCCUGCCGAUCCAUUAGCUCCCAUUUCACCUCAGGGUGUCUGCUAUCGCUCUUCUGAUUUGUAAUCGGAGCACUUUCUCCUCUCCCUCUGGUUCUGCUCUAAUGCAGGCCCAGACUGGUCUGAGUGAACCUCCCUGUUGCCCCUACCUCUUCAGUUUUUAUGCAUGUAGCUAGUGUUGAAGACCCACUUUACAUGUUACCUACACUGUUGCUGCACCCCGAGGUAUUGUGAAAAUCAAUCAAAUUAAAUAAAAUGGUCCUGUAUAGCUCAAUGUGUAGGACAUGUAAGCUUAUGCUGCCAAGGUUAGGGGUUUGAUUCCAUACUAAGAAUGUAUGCACUCAUGGCACUGUAAAGGAUUUUGACACACACCAAAUGACAUACUAUUGUGUUGUUAAGUUGAGGGUGGGGACACGUCUACAAUAGCUGCUGCUGUCUGCCCUUGUCCUCCUUGUACCUUUUCCUUGUGCCCCCUGUUGCUGCAUCUGUCCCUUCCAGGGAAGCCUUACUUGUCUAAUGCACUAAAUCAAAGGAUGCCACGCUGAACCCCCCCACCCCACCCUACCUCUGCUCCUCUCACAUUCAUUCACACUCAGAAAAACAAAAAGUAUCUUCAGGUAGGAAUAGGUCAAAGUUGGUGUCGUCCGGUGAAAUAUUUCUGGUACCCAUCCCAAAAAACAGCCCAGUAUCCUGAGGAAUGACACUCAUAUUGGAUGAUUCUGCAGCUUUCCAUUGCAGGGAGUAGUGUCCCUGUAGUGCCACAUACUGUAAGGGUGACCCAUCUGACUUUGAUGGACAGACUGGAAUGCCUGUCAAAGACCAACCAUGGCCAUAGCUAACAUUAAGGUCAUGUCCUCUGUAUCCUCUCUGAAGGUUUGGGUUGUAUCCCUGGUGCAAAAGUUGGACACUACCUUUACGCCAACAAAAAUGACUAAAUCAAUAACAAUCAUCAUCUCCCCACCAAAAUUGUACCAAUGAUAGUGUGGAUAAGGCUUUGAAACAGCCUUAGAUUAAGUAAGAUGACAAAAAAUAUUGACUUUUCUUUUUGUGUCUGGUCAAAAUGUUUGGAGGGGAGUAGGGUUGCGUUGAGGGGACUUGAAUUCAUGAUGUUGUCAAAAGUUGUUAAAAUCCUGACUAAGGCCUCAAGACCAACAAUUAAAGUUACGGUAACCAUGAUCUAUCCGUGACCUUAAUAAGCGGUUUUAGCUGCCAAACCUUAACCAUAGCUUAUUUGCCAUGACCACAAUCUUCUCCUAAACUUGCUUUUACUUACUGUUGUUGUAAUGUGUGGAUAUUGUUGAAAUGGACAUUUAAGAAAUCAAAGGGGUCAAAUACUUGAAAUGUUGCCAUUCAUCAUGAUCUGAGGUUUUGCAGAAUCAUCCAAUCUUGACAUUCCAUGUGGCGACAGGGUUGGGCAAAAAAACAGUACAUCCUAAAAUGUUUGCACACUAUAUCUCACACACAUCCAAACACACAAUAUAUCGCCCCUUUUGUACUAUUCAGCUAAAAUACCCUCCCCACCCAGAUCACUCCCCAGCUCAGCCAACUCAGUUUUGCAUUCAUAGCUCUGCCAAAACAAGAAGGCAAAUUCAGGCGGUGCCAUGCCUCUGACACUGAACUGUACAGUCGACUUUGUAUACUAUCUGCUCUGUGUGUGUGCAUAAGAGUGUGUGAGUGCAUGUAAUGUAUGUUUGUGUGUGUGUUUAAGUGUGUGCGUGUGUGUCGGUGGUCUACGCCUGCGCCUCAAUGUGAUUGUGUCUGGUGAAUGUUUAGCAUGCUGUCAUGCACGAGGCCCAAACUGUAAAUGUCGUACUUGCAUGUGGUGACCGAUCGCAACGAGACAUAAUAGAACACUAAACCAAACCACACGCAGGCUUAGUUCUUAUACCUGGGACUGUGGGCGUCUGAGCUCUGAGUUGUAUUACAACUGAAUCAGCCUCAAAAGAAACACCAUUGUUCAGGAUACUUCCCAGUGAGCUAAACUAAAAGAUACUGUGUUCACUGUACACUGCUGUCAUUUCUAUUAAGAUUCAAACCUAAACCAUUCUUAUAUCUUACAGCUCAACAUUAUGUUAAAUGAGAUUUGAAUUCUAUGAGCUUAAAGAAGAUUAUUUGCUGGAUUCAAUCCAAAUCUUCACAUAUUCUAUCCUAUAUUUCUAAGCUCAUUAGGUAAUCCCACCCAGGUAUGGAAACCAGGGCUCCGUUUGGAAAGGGAGUAGAACAUGUAGCAGAACACAAGGGUGUGGGGGUGACUUCUCUCACAUCCUCCCUCAAUCACUUACAGUAUACCUACUUCCUGUAUAUCCCCUUUAUCAACCACAACCUCUGCAAGCCAAAGUCCACAAUGUUUGUUUACUUUUCACAUACAGCAGACUGUAGUUUCUUCAAAGAGAACACUUAAGGUACAACAGAGCUAAUGAUUUUUCUUGCUAAUAAGCUACUAAUGUCAGUUUAUCACGAGAAGACUGAUUUUGUUUUUCCUCACAGUGACUUUAGAUCCUAGUUGCUAAGUAUUUCAUUGAAAGAUUUAAAGUAUUAGCCUAGACUCCAGUGACAUCAUUAGAUGUGUUCAUCCAGCACUAAUACGACACAGCGAAAAAGUACAACUCUAAAGGUGGAGUGAAGCAAAAGAAAAGUAUUUUUCUAUAGCUGUUUCCGAUCCACAGACCCUCCUGGGGUAGGUGUGCACAAAAGAGCUGGGUGGAGUUGAUCAGCCUUCACUUCCUGUGUUUUUGUUUAAUCACAAGGAGGCCUGGGAGAAACUGCUAAAAAAAUAUAUUUUUAACAACUGUAGUCUCUCUAGAAAGAUAAAGCUCAUUUAUAAACCUUGAUCCUUUCCUUUGAAGGAUUUUGAAAUGGUUGCUCUAGACAAUAGUCAAUAGGACAGUAGAAGGUUUAGGAAUAAGAGUACUACAUAAAACAUGCAGAAACUAUUUUAAUACGAUUCUAUAAAGGGUAAACUACACGCAUAAUCAAAUAUUGCCACUAUUGCUUUUAAAGUCAGCUACUAUUUGUUUAUUUUGUCUCGGAGAAGGCGUGCCAUGUUCUUCCUGUGCUCUGUGUUCGCUGUGGCCAAGUGUCCAGUCAGUGCGUGUCGAACUUGUUGAGAUUGGCUCCUCUUGCAACAACUAGAUAUUCCUUUUCUCUUUUGUAUAUUUUGGCACAAAGCUGUAUAAUGUAGUUGUUUUUUAUGUUGACUCUUUUCUUUUCUUUUUUAAUGGUUUCUUCCAUACGUGUGGUUAUUUUGCUCCCGGUUGCACUGUUUUUGCUGAGUUGUUGAUAUUGCUUCCAUGCAACAAUGAAAGUUAUUUAUUGCAAAUACCAAAAGAAAAGGCUCGCUCAUUUAUUCACACACAAGAUAAUAUGCACAUACAUAUGCAAUUACACAAUGGUAUUAAACAUGGUUGUGAGUGGGGGGAAAA